CAAUGCUACCGAUACUGCCCAAUCGAUUCCGGUUUUAGAUUUAGAGUAUAAAACGGCAGGAGAAGAUGGGUCAAUCAUCAUUCAGUCUAGCGACCUGAACAGUAUCCCACAAACUUCCAAAAUGUUCAAGCUGAUCGUCCUGACCGCCGUGCUGGCCUUCGCCGCCGCCAAGCCCAACGAGCUGCUGUACCCCGGCCAGCUCGCCUACGCCGCUCCCUACGCGUCUUACGCCACCCCCUACUCCUACGCCGCCGCCACCCCCUACUCGUACGCCUACUCUGCCCCCGCUGUGGCCUACUCCUCCCAGGUGGCCUACACCGCUAAGGUCGCCACCCCCGUGACCUACGCCGCUCCCGUCGCCCAGCAGGUGGCCUACGCCACCCCUGUCGCCCAGCAGGUCGCCUACGCCGCUCCCAUCGCCAAGGUCGCCACCCCGGUGACAUACGCCGCCCCCGUCGCCAAGUACGCGUACGCCGCUGCCCCCGUCCAGCAGGUCGCUUACUCCACCCCCGUCCAGCAGGUGGCUUACACCGCCCCCAUCGCUAAGGUCGCCACCCCCGUGACCUACGCCGCCGCCCCCGUCGCCCAGCAGGUCGCCUACACCCCGGUCGCCCAGCAGGUCGCCUACACCACCCCUGUGGCCCAGCAAGUGACCUACACCACCCCGGUGGCCCAGUCCGUGGUCGCCGCCGCUCCCGUCUACACCCAGCCCAUCGCCAAGUACGCCACCUACGCCUCUGCCUACGCUCCCGCCUACGCCACCCCCGUGGCCUACUCCGCGUACACCCCUUCCUACUCCACCUACCUGGUCAAGAAGAAGUGAGAAGUUCCUAGAGAAAGAAGACAAAUGAUCACUGCCGAGUAACGAAAUGAACAGCUUCCAAAAAUACGUAGUUAAUGUUUUUGUUUCUAUGUGUUAAUAAACGUUUUAGUUCCAAAGUA
Molecule: messenger RNA, 942 nt
Organism: Plutella xylostella (diamondback moth)
Lineage: Eukaryota; Metazoa; Arthropoda; Insecta; Lepidoptera; Plutellidae
Source: RefSeq, a predicted model, not a curated record